AUGGUUGGUGUUGCUGGGAAAUCAAAGGCGUGCCAUGACUGCAGAAGACGCCGUGUGAAGUGCGACUUAACACUACCUCUCUGCCUGCGAUGUGCUAAAGCUGGAAUUGCAUGUAGAGGCUACAAGCAAUCGACUCUUUGGAUCCACCGAACUCCAGCUUGCCCUAACGUCACUGCGUUUUCUGUUAUAACAGAUUUGCGGUCACAAGAACCGACCCCACAGAUAUCAGCAGCCUCUAUGUGGCUAGAUUUAAUACAGCGAAUGUAUACUCGGCUCAACUCAAACGGCUUGCCUUAUGACAUAACGACGUUUCGACUGGAGGCGCUACACAUCGCACAAAGCAUAUAUUUUCCCCGCUCAUCGGUCAUAGCAAAUAGCAACGAUAUCAGUUUAUUACCAUCAUCGUGGCUCACAGUCAUUUGUGAGAUGCAGCGCCCUAACGACGCGUUAGAUAAUUCCCUCCUCGCCUUCUGCGCCAUCCAAAUCCGCUUGUCUGGAAAGGCAAGUUUCUCUUACCACGAGACAGUCCGGCUGUACAACCAUGCGCUAUCAAAGACUAUUACUAUCCUGGAUUCCCCACGCGUAGCGAAUAGCGACGAAAUUCUCGCCGCUAUUGUUAUUCUUUCUACCUGCGAAGUAAGCCUAGAUAUCCUACUAUGUUAG
This is a messenger RNA of Fusarium oxysporum Fo47, 663 nucleotides long. Its product is annotated as Zn(II)2Cys6 transcription factor domain-containing protein. The record is from RefSeq and is a predicted model, not a curated record. Bases 1 to 663 code for a protein of 220 amino acids. Gene Ontology annotation, biological process: regulation of DNA-templated transcription. Lineage: Eukaryota; Fungi; Ascomycota; Sordariomycetes; Hypocreales; Nectriaceae. The transcript is spliced from 2 exons. Gene Ontology annotation, molecular function: DNA-binding transcription factor activity, RNA polymerase II-specific; zinc ion binding.